AUGAAUCAAAUAAAGAAUUCAACUUUGAUCAUACCUUGUGUUUCCAUUGGUAAUGUACCUCAAUUAACAGUAGAUUUACUAGUACAUAAUCUUGAAUUUAAGAAACUUUGUUCUUUAAAUGAUGAAUUCUUGUAUCCAUUUUUAUCACCUAUUGAUCAAUUACCAAAUGAUUCACCUUCAUCAGAUUUGAGUACAAGUUUAGAAUUAUAUUAUAGUGAAAAGCAUAACUUACUGUUGAUACAACAACGUUCUCCCAUAAUACCGGGAUUUGUACAAUUAUUCUAUAAGAAAAUCCAACAAUUGAUAGUUGAAAAUGAUAUUUCAAGAGUAUUUAUCUUAGAUAGUGGAGAUUUGGGAUUAAUUGAUAAUGUUGGUGAUAAUAUUAAGGUCUUCAGUAAUGAUUUAACCAAAUCAAUAGAAUCUUUGAGUAUCUCCAGUCAAGAUGCCAUCAAACCUUUAGAUAAAAAGACCUAUGAUAAUUCCAAAAUCGUUAAAUACUUUGAUUUAAAUGUGGAAGUAGUAGUAUUGUCAAUCUAUGUAUACGAAGGAGAAAAUUUCAAUGAAGCUAUAACUUUAGGUAACAAAUUGUUAACAUAUUUAUCCAUUGAAGAGACCAAAUGGAACACACCUGUUAGUUGGCAAGGUGUUUAUGGAGACAAACCGGUACCGAUUUCAAUGGAAGAAGGGAUUUUUGGAUAA
This is a messenger RNA of Yamadazyma jaroonii, 699 nucleotides long. The record is from the annotation of a GenBank genome assembly. NCBI's taxonomy places the organism in Eukaryota, Fungi, Ascomycota, Pichiomycetes, Serinales, Debaryomycetaceae.